This is a messenger RNA of Vanderwaltozyma polyspora DSM 70294, 1233 nucleotides long. It is a transcript of the gene POT1, whose product is annotated as acetyl-CoA C-acyltransferase. The transcript has a single exon. Gene Ontology annotation, cellular component: peroxisome. The record is from RefSeq and is a predicted model, not a curated record. Bases 1 to 1233 code for a protein of 410 amino acids. Lineage: Eukaryota; Fungi; Ascomycota; Saccharomycetes; Saccharomycetales; Saccharomycetaceae. Gene Ontology annotation, biological process: phenylacetate catabolic process; fatty acid beta-oxidation. Gene Ontology annotation, molecular function: acetyl-CoA C-acyltransferase activity.
AUGUCUCAAAGAUUACAAAAUAUUGGUAAUCAUUUAUCAGGUUCUAAUGGUCAAUCAUGUCCAAUUACUUCAAAAAGACCAGAUGAUAUUGUAAUUGUCUCGGCUAAAAGAUCUGCUAUUGCAAGAGGUUUUAAGGGUUCUUUUAAAGAUGUCAACUCUGAUUAUUUAUUAACCCAAUUCUUAAUCCAAUUUUUUAAUGAUUUACCUCCAGAAAUUAGAGAACAUCAAGAUUUAAUCCAAGAAGUUACUUGUGGUAAUGUCUUAAAUCCAGGUGCUGGUGCAACUGAACAUAGGGGUUCUUGUUUAGCUGCAGGUAUCCCUUAUUCUGUCCCAUUCAUGGCUUUAAAUAGACAGUGUUCUUCUGGUCUAACUGCUGUUAAUGAUAUCGCAAAUAAAAUCAAAACCGGUCAAAUCGAUAUAGGUUUAGCUUUAGGUGUAGAGUCAAUGACUAAAAAUUAUGCAGCUGUUAAUCCAUUGGGUAGAAUCUCUGAUGAGUUGAAGGCAAACAAAGAAGCAAGAAAAUGUUUAAUACCAAUGGGUAUAACAAAUGAAAAUGUUGCAUCCAAUUUUAGUAUCACAAGACAAGAUCAAGAUAAGUUUGCUGCCAACUCCUAUAACAAAGCUGAGAAGGCCGUUAAGACUGGUUUAUUCAAAGAUGAAAUAUUACCAAUUCAAUUACCAGAUGGAAGAAUUGUAGACACCGAUGAAGGUCCACGUCCAAAUGUCACUCCAGAAAGUCUAUCAAAGAUUAAACCUGCAUUCAUCAAAGAUAAAGGUACUACCACUGCUGGUAACGCUUCCCAAGUUUCAGAUGGUGUUGCUGGUGUCUUGUUGGCUCGUAGAUCAGUUGCAGAAAAAUUGAAUCUACCAAUUGUAGGUCGUUAUUUAGCUUUCCAAGCUGUUGGUGUUCCACCCGAAAUCAUGGGUGUCGGUCCAGCUUAUGCUAUCCCAAGAGUGUUGCAAGAUGUCGGCUUACAAGUAAAAGAUAUCGAUAUUUUUGAAAUCAAUGAAGCAUUUGCUGCUCAAGCUCUUUAUUGUAUCCAUAAGCUAGGCAUAGAUAUAAAUAAAGUUAAUCCUCGUGGUGGUGCUAUUGCUCUAGGUCAUCCAUUAGGUUGUACUGGUGCUCGUCAAAUUGCCACUAUUAUGCGCGAAUUACAACCAGGUCAAAUCGGUGUCACUAGUAUGUGUAUUGGUACUGGUAUGGGUGCAGCAGCAGUAUUUGUCAAAGAGUGA